AGCAGAUCAUGUUCGAUCCCUGAACAACGAAUACCUCUUGUUUCAUCAACCUCAUCUCCACUUUGAGCAAACAAUGAUCAACGUUGAGUUUCAAAACCUUUUCAUACCGACUCUCCUAUGCCUUUUCUCACUCCUCUGUUUCGUUACCUUCUUCUCCAAGAAACCAAAGGAUAGCUCUGAUUUGCCUCCAAGCCCUCCUUCCAUGCCAAUCAUUGGUCAUCUUCACCUUCUUCUCUCUUCUCUAAUCCACAAGUCUUUCCAGAAAAUCUCAUCAAAGUAUGGACCUCUCCUCCAUCUCCGCAUCUUUAACGUCCCUAUACUCCUCGUCUCCUCAGCUUCAGUGGCUAACGAGAUAUUCAAGUCCCAUGACGUUAACAUCUCCUCUCGAGGUCUCCCUCCCAUCGACGAGUCCCUCUUUUUCGGAUCUUCAGGCUUCUUCUCCGCUCCACAUGGAGAUUACUGGAAGUUCAUGAAGAAGAUCGUUGUCGCUAAGCUUCUUGGCCCGCAAGCAAUAGAACGGUCAAGAGCCCUCCGUGCAGAGGAGGUAGAGAGGUUUUACUUUGAACUGCUCGAGAAAGCGAUGAAGAAUGAGACCGUUGAGAUCCGUAGAGAAGCCAUGAAGUUCACUAACAACAGCACAUGCAAGAUGAUAAUUGGGAGGAGGUGUUGGGAGGAGAAUGGUGAAGGUGAGAGAGUCAGGGGUUUGAUUACUGAAUCGAUUGCCUUGACUAAGAAGGUUUUAUUUGCAACCUUGCUGCGCAAGCCACUUGAGAAGCUAGGGAUCCCACUUUUCAAGAAAGAGAUAAUGGAUAUUUCUGAUAGAUACAACGAGGUGCUUGAGAGCUUUCUUGUGGAACACGAAAAGAAUUUAGAGAAGCAUCAUCAAGGUAAGGAUUUGAUGGAUGUGUUGUUAGAAGUUAAAGGAGACGAAAACUCAGAGUAUAAGAUCACUAGAGAUCACAUCAAGUCCUUGUUUGUGGAGCUUUUCCUUGGAGGUACUGACACAUCAAAGCAAACAAUACAGUGGACAAUGGCUCAAAUCAUUAACAACUCUAAGGUUAUUGAGAGAUUAAGAGAAGAGAUGGACUGUGUUGUAGGGAAAUCAAGGUUAAUUCAAGAAAAUGACCUACCAAACCUCCCUUACUUGCAAGCUGUAAUCAAAGAAGGGCUAAGAAUGUAUCCACCGGUACCUCUCUUUGGAAGGAGGCUUCAAGAAGGAUGUAAGAUGGGAGGGUUCUAUGUCGCGGAGAAGACUACACUUGUGGUUAAUGGUUAUGCUAUCAUGAGAGAUCCUAAUUACUGGGAAGAUCCUGAUGAGUUUAAGCCAGAGAGGUUCCUAGCAUCUUCAAAAACAAGAGGGAGAGAGGAAGAGAUAGGAGAGCAAGUGCUUAAGUAUCUUUCUUUCGGGAGUGGUCGGAGAGGAUGUCCUGGAUCGAAUCUAGCUUAUAUCUUUCUAGGAACAGCUAUUGGAAUGAUGAUUCAGUGUUUUGAUUGGAGAAUCAAUGGAGCUAAGGUUAACAUGGAAGAGACUCUUUCAGGAAUGGUGUUGACAAUGGCUCAUCCUCUUAAGUGCACUCCUGUUCCUCGAAUCUGUUGUAGCUUCCCAGUUCGUCACUGAUCUCUCAUUAGUCAUUACCUUAUAACUUAAGUGUUUGUAUGAUUGUCUUUUUUUUUUUUUUGCUAAAAAUGUUUGUAUGAUUGUUAAAAAUUAGUAAUAUAAAUAAGGAAUCUCUGUUAAGUGUCC
Messenger RNA from Eruca vesicaria subsp. sativa (arugula), 1744 nucleotides. The record is from the annotation of a GenBank genome assembly. Lineage: Eukaryota; Viridiplantae; Streptophyta; Magnoliopsida; Brassicales; Brassicaceae.